Molecule: messenger RNA, 2382 nt
Organism: Trematosphaeria pertusa
Lineage: Eukaryota; Fungi; Ascomycota; Dothideomycetes; Pleosporales; Trematosphaeriaceae
Exons: 3
Coding region: 100-2178 (692 amino acids)
Biological process (GO): DNA-templated transcription
Cellular component (GO): RNA polymerase III complex
Molecular function (GO): single-stranded DNA binding
Source: RefSeq, a predicted model, not a curated record
CACUCGAGCUCGCCUCGACACCCGCGCUCCAACUUUUCCCAAUGCCUCCACGGUAGCACUGUCGACACCUAGAUAUCUGGCAAAUAUCUAGGCGCAACCAUGUCUUAUUCCCAGCGCGAGACUCCGAUUCUGGCAGAGCUCUGCACCUUCCUCGUCGAGCAUGUCUACGGCGAACUUGCGGCGCGUGUCUUCUCCGUGCUCGCGCGAUUCGGCCGGCAACGCCUCGGCGACCUCUCCCGCGCCUCCUACCUGAACGGCCGGCAGCUCAAGUACGGCCUCGUUAUCCUCAUCCAGCAGCACCUCGUCUUUCACUCUCCCGCCGAUGCAAAGUACAUGUUCUACGAGAUCGACUGGCAACACUCCUAUGCCUUGGUCCGCUGUGGGAAGAUCGCGAAACUUGUCGAAGACCGCUUUGGCAAAAAGGCCGCCAACGUCGUAUCAAAUCUGUUGACGCUGGGGCACACGCGCAUCGCUGACCUGAAGGAGGCAUACUUUCCUUCGCACACCGACAGCGAUGACGAGUCAGACGAUGGCAUAGUGAACGGCGUCGGGUUGAGAAAGGGAAAAGCGAACGGCACCCGCCUAAACGGCGCGGUCGAAAAAAUCAAUGGCACUGCCAACGGGAAACCUACGGACGAUGAAGACGCGAAACCCGCCACCGAGACCCUUGCCAACGGCGUCAAUACCUCGAAAGCCACCUCAAACCCGGUCAAGGUGAACGGUGUCUCGAAGGAAACAACCGAUCGAGACACAACAGACGGGAGCGAGGAACUAGAUGAUGGUUCUAUCGGAUCUGCAGAGGAGCUGCAUGCCACAAUCCAGCUGCUGAUGGAACGUGGGUGGGUGAUGAAGGUCGAGGACGCGCAGUAUCUUUCGCCUGGAGAUCUCCAUGACAUUGCGCGACGACAGGCCGCCGACGAGAUUUUCGGCGGUAUCAUUCCCACGGGCACAAAAGACAAGGACAAACUCGCAGCAGGCACCCAGCAGCACAAACGACGGAUUCGCGAUGCUUGGUUAGAGGUCCCACAAGCAUGCACACGGAAACGGAAGGCCGCCGACACGGAUUAUGGGGCCUCGAAUAAACGCGUCAAGGUGAAUGGUGGAUAUGGAGUUAGCGGUGCCACCAGCGGCAACAAUGAGGACGACCUUGUCGUCCGUGUUAACCCUGAGAAAAUUGCUGUUGCAAUGCGCACCGAGCAGCUAGUCCACCUUGUCGAGCAACGGCUCGGCUAUACUACAGCACGCAUCUAUCAGAUCAUGCUACGGAUGCUCGAAUCCAACCUCGCGCGCUGCUACGAAGAGUACCCAGAUCCUCCCCUUGCUGAUCCGGAGAAAGCCCCGGAUAACGGCAUUGACCCGCGCCUUCUUGUCACCACGCGCGAUGUUGCGAAGCAGACCAAGGAUCUCGACAUUUGUGAAGGGCUAGACCCGCAUGCCAUUGCCCAGAUCACGAAGAGGACGCACGUUGAAAAACGAACAAACGUCCUGUCCCAGCCUAUCGACCCAUCUACGCUGAGCCACGAUGAGCGCGUCAGAAUAGUCCACAAACACAUCUCGCUGCUUUCCGAGGACCCGUUUCACUUCGUCACCUGGCACACGCGCGCCGGCUACUCGCAAUGGCGGAUUGAAUUCGACGAGAUCAUGAAAGGGCUCAUUCAGCACGAGAUCGAGAACACAAUAGCAUCCCGAAAAGGUGCUUUGGGCGUCAAGUUGAUCCGAGCACUGAGGAAGAAGGGCAAGUUAGAUGAGCGACAAACGUGCAACACUAUGAUGAUGUCCGCCAACGACAUCCGCGGCAUCGUCAACGACCUCACGGUCCAAGGCUUUGUCCAGACGCAAGAGAUUCCAAGAGUGGAGAGGCGAGAAGCCAAGCACUCCAUCCACCUCAUCUGGUACGACCGGCAGCGCGCCCGCGAGAAGCUUCUCCACGACACAUACAAAGGCAUGGUCCGCAUCAUGCAGCGUAUCGCUUUCGAGCGGGAAAAGGUGCAACCACUGCUCGCCAAAGCGGAACGGUCGGACGUGGUCGGCAACGAAGCGAAGUAUCUCAGCAAAGGCGAACUAGAGGCGCUGAAAAAGUGGAAAGAGGUGGAGGAGAAGCUGCUUUUGCAGCUAUUCAGGGAGGACGAUUUGGUGGCUACACUGCGCGAUUUCAUUGGACCUUUAGUCUCGGUCUAAAUUCUGCAUGUGCAUUGAUAUUUAUGGGUAAGGUGGCGCGGACUGGGAGCCUUUUUCCCCUUUGAUUAUUACAAAAGCAUGGGUAGGGACGAGAUACCCCCGCGCACGGAACGGAGUUCGAGCUCUGUAUACUGCUGCAUUUACAGGAGCACUGCGCGAUUUGAAUACUACUCAUAGGACAUGCAAUUUCACACCACGUACGAG